AUGUCUUCACACCCUCUUUCUGUUCCCCGUUCUAUUAUCUCUCUUCUUUUCCUCCUGCUUCCUGAAGUGUUCGCCGUUAAUUACUCGCCUUCUUUCCCAACUUUCUAUUACGGCCUUUCCCCGUCGCCUGUGGCAGUCACACGACAAGGCCUUCCAAACCUGACUCCGACAUCUCUCUCUCUCUCUCUCUCUAUCUAUCUAUCUAUCUAUAUAUCUCCCUCAACCUUUUCCCGCUCUUCGCCAUCCUUUCCCCUCUAUACCUUAUUCUUUCUUCUUUAUUUCUCUUCCCGCCUUCCUCUCUCCUCUUAUAUCUCUCCCCUCCUUCCUCUCUCCCUUUCUCUCUCCCCUUCGUCCUCUCUCUCGCCCUCUUUCUUUCUCCCCCCCUUCUUCUUUAUCGACUCUUUCUCUCUUUCCUCCUCAAUUAUUUUCCUCAUCCUUUAUCUUUAUCCCCUCCUUUCCCUCUGCCCCUCCUUUCUUUUAAUCUCUCUCUGCCUCUGUCUCUACUCCCUUCUUUUCUAUCUCUCUCUCUCCCUUUUUCUCUUUCUAUCCCUCCUUUCUCUUUCUCCUUUCUCUACCCCCUUCUUUCUCGCUCUUUCACCCAUUCUCUCUCUCUCCCCAUCACUUGUCUUUCCUUCCUUUCUCUCUUUCUCCUACUCAUUUCUCUCACACUCCUUCUCUCACUCACCACUCCCCCUCUCUCUCUCUCUCACCCUUCUCGCUCUCUCAGUCCUCCUUUUUCUAUCUCACCCGUCUUUUUCUCUCUCUGAUCCCUACUUUUUCUCUCUCCCUCUUUUUUUUUCUCUUUCCGUCUCUCUCUACUUUUCUCUCUGUCCUUUCUCUUUCUCUCACCAACUUUUAUCUAUCUCUCCCUCAACCUCAUUUUUCUUUCUUUCUACCUCAUUUUCCUUCCAACUUUCCCUCUCUAUCCCUCCUCUCUCUCUCUCUCUCUCUCUCUCUCUGUAUCUAUCUAUCUGCUUUUCCCUUUCUUUGUUUCUUUUUUCUUCACUUUUUUCUUUCUUCUAUUUCCCUUAUUUUCUCCUUCUUCUUGUCUUUUUCUUUCUUCUUCUUGUUUCCUUUUUUCUUUUUCCUUUCUUCUUUUUCCCUUCCUCCUCCUCUUUUCCUUUUCUUCUUUUCUUUUCCUUUUCUUCUCUUUUUUUUACCGCCGUCAUUUAUAUCUUAGUUAUUGUCACAUCAGCUAUCAACUCAACGACGACAAACAACAGCACUGUCACCAAUACGUUUAACAUCGUGUUGACCGCCCCGAUAAUUUCCCCUUCUCACACACUACACAUCAUUUUUAUCACAGUUCCAUCUUCACAUCGUUCACUGCGUCACCUUUCUCCCUCCCUUUCUCUCUCUCUCUCUCUCUCUUCGCCACAUUAA
Messenger RNA from Acanthosepion pharaonis, 1383 nucleotides. The record is from the annotation of a GenBank genome assembly. Lineage: Eukaryota; Metazoa; Mollusca; Cephalopoda; Sepiida; Sepiidae.